GACUCACUUCCUGGAUAACCACAGCUUUUCAUCAGUUCAGAACAGCGACUCCACAACGUCGCAGGGGGAGCCAAAAUGAGGUACAGGCUUGCAUAUCUUUGGGAAGGAACACAAAGCGUGACCCUUGAACGCAAGGACUUUACUAUGACAUAACACAACAAUCCUCAACUUUGUGUUUUUGUUUGUGAUUUUUUUGUUUGUGUGUAUUUGCAUACUGCUUUCUGUUUUAUUGUCUUGCACAUGAAUUAUAUGAUUUAAGUGACUUUUUUCAUAUGGAUGAAUCUUCCUCAUCUCUCUGGCAUAGCAACCCCUCAAUCCUGAGUUCUCCAGACCUCUAAAGCAAAUAAAAGUUUUUUCAUGGAUGUCUCUGCCAAGUCAAGCAAUUUUGACAUUGUUUCCGCAUUAAUACAAAUUUAAAGAGCACAUAUUAUGCAAUAUUCCACAGAUUUAUUAUGUUAAAGCCUCCUUGCAAGAGCAAGGUGUGUUCAUGUCUAAAUUGCAUUGUUUGUAUUUAAAUCUUUAUAUACUUUAGUUUGCCCCGAGUAGCUGAAUACAAAAAUCUGCACAUUUAUCUACACUAUGAUUUGUAACUAUAAUUUAAGCAUAUCAUUUAUUUCUAUUUUUUAUAUCAGUACAUUUUAAAUGCGUGUGAGAGAUUUGUUUAAUUCAAAAAAACAAAUUAACUGGAAAAAGUUAUUGCUGUACUUGGAUAUUUAGAAGUGCUGUCCGUUCUUUGUUUGAAGAUUGAUAAUGCUGACUGAAUCUGAAAGCGCACUUUUGCACAGAGUAAACUGACUUUGUGGACAGAUGGGAGUUUUCUACCUCAGAGUGACUUGCUGAGCAGGAAGACUCACCCAUCAGGUCUGCUUGUAAGAGUGAUGCGCUCACAAGAGGACAGGUCUCCACAGUCUUGUCUCCCAGUCAAAGUAAUCGUCGACUGAAGCUCUAGAGAGGACGAACGAUUCCGAGAAGAUAUCAGGGAUUGUGUCAAUAGAACUGACUUUCUCGUGCAAUCUGGAUUUCCUGAAAGAUUCCAAGGACACUUUUUAUUUAUUUUUUAUUUACUGUUUUGUUAAACAUUGAUCUGUGUCUGUAUCACUGUCAACAGGCUCGUUCUGCCUGCCGUGCCAGUAGUUGUAUGAACUCUGAGUAAACAUGCGUUCCCCAGACCCAGCCACUCCAUCCCCAGCAGAAGCCCUCCUUCAUGGCCAGUUCGGGGGCUGGGGGAACAGCAGCAACAGCACCAGCUGCCCUAACAGCCCUGGUGGUCCUGGGGGCCUGUCGCCCUCUCCAUCCCCCACGACGGCCUCCGCUUCGAGCUACGCCCUGACCCUUACCCACACCCACAUCCACGUCCAGCGCCUGGCCCCUAAGCCGGGCAAGGAGGCCCGCCUCCUGCUCCCCUUGUCAGAGCUGGCGGGGUGCAGCUGCCCCCGUUCCCCAGCGCCCCCCCUCCUGGUGCUGUACUGGUACCCCCCGGGGAGGCGGAGGAAAGGGGUGUCGCGGAGGCGUCAGGUGAGGGCCUACCUGGCUGAGAGCAGGGUGGAUGCAGAGAGGUGGUCGGCUGCCGUCCAGUGUCUCCUGAGAGGAGUGAAUGUCACCGCGGAUACGGAAUUCUCCAAAAGCCUGCUCCCCCGUCCACGACGGCUGCUGCUAUUGGUCAACCCUUUCAGUGGGCGGGGCCAGGCCAUGCAGUGGUGUCAGACACACAUCCUCCCCAUGAUCAGAGAAGCCAACAUCAGCUACAACCUGAUCCAGACAGAGCGGAGGAACCAUGCCAGGGAGCUCAUCAGAGAGGUCUCUCUUCCAGAGUGGGACGGCAUCAUCAUUGUCUCUGGAGAUGGACUGCUGCAUGAGGUGAUAAACGGUCUCAUGGAGCGUCCAGACUGGGAACAAGCAAUAAAGACUCCUGUGGGGAUUCUGCCCUGUGGCUCUGGAAACGCCCUGGCUGGAUCCAUCAACCACAACGCUGGCUAUGACAUGUGCCUUCGAGAGACGCUCCUCCUAAACUGCUGCUUCCUCCUCUGCCGAGGCGACAUUCAACCCAUGGACUUGGUCUCCGUGACGACGAGCCCUGUCCUCUCACAGAACGGCCGGCCGGCCCCUCCCAGACGGCUGUUCUCCUUCCUCUCUGUGGCCUGGGGCUUUGUGUCCGACGUGGACAUCGAGAGCGAGAGGUAUCGGGGUUUGGGUUCGGCACGGUUUACCCUGGGCACCCUGGUGCGCCUCGCCUCCCUGCGCUCCUACAAGGGCCGGCUGUCCUACCUGCCACCCUCCGUCAUCACCCCCUCCCCGGAUGCCACCCCGACGCCACCCCGUCGACCGCUGUCCCGCAGCAUCACCGAGGGCCUGGACGGAUUCUGCCGCACCCCCAUCCACCGCACCUGCUCCGACAUGGGCAUCAGCGAGCAGAGGAGCCUGCGGAGGGGCGACGGAGAGAGGGAGCGCGAGGCGGAGAGGCAGCAGGAGCGGGAGAGGAGGAGGGAGAGGGCACGGGGGGGAGGAACCGGCGUGGUGAGGGCGAGCAGUCUAGCGGAGGACCGGGAGAGGGAGAGGGAGGGCGAGGUCGGGAUGUACGCAGAGGAGGACAGGUCCGGGACGAGUUCCGAGUCGACCGAAAGGGACGAGUGCUGCAUGGGAACAGAGGAUGACUCAGAAGGGAAUAGGGAUGAUGAGGGAAGAGGGGGAGGGAGGGUGAAGAGGGAUCCAAGCGAGAUGGACGAGGAAGGGCCAGGGAAAGACGGAGGAGGCAGCGGGAGCUCUGGGGGGGGGAUGGUGGAGGCUAGAGAGCUGGGGGAGAACUACGGGGUGGAUGUAGGGAGAGAGGCAGAUGAAGAGGCUGAGGGCUGCUUCUCCUACCCAGACAACCUCCAGGAAACCAGGAAGAGCCUGAGGAAAAACUCUGCCCCCUCCAGCCAGAUAGCCAAUGCCCUGUUCAGCCAGCCGAUGAGUCAGGAAGCGGACCCACAGUGUGGGAUGUCAUACGAGCAAGAUGAGCUGGAUCUGAACGGGACGUUCUUCCAGAGAGACCCCUACCCCUUAGACGUGGCCCGCGAGCGAGCUCUCACCAUCUCCUCUCCCUUCCGACACUCGCCCUUCUCCUUCAAGCCCAAAACCCUGGACCAGAACCAGAACGCAUCUCGACCCAGACCCCUCUCCUUGCUCCAUCACCCACACUCCAACUCGCUACCCCCUAAACUCCCCUCGCUCUCUCUCUCCCUGUCCCCCACCCCUCCUUCCUCCCCCUCCUGUGCCUCCCCCCACUCCUCCUCCUACCUUGCCCCCCGUCCCAACACCCCCAACUCCACAUCUACCUCCCCCUCUCUCCGUAACCCAUCAUCAUCCUUCACCUUUGACCUAACCGAGCCGACAGGAGCCCUUAAGAACCGUCCCCCUGUCCUCCUCCCCUUCAACCCCCCUAGAGAUGACCUCCUGCCCCCCCUAGACCAGCCCCUCCCUACCCGAGACUGGGUCACCAUUGAGGGGGACUUUGUCCUCGUCCUGGCCAUCUACCAGACCCAUCUGGGGGCCGACCUCCACGCAGCCCCCCAGGCUAGCUUCGAUGACGGGCUCAUCCACCUGACGUUUGUGCGGGCGGGCAUCUCCAGAGCCACCCUGCUCAGGCUGUUCUUCGCCAUGGAGAGAGGCUCCCACCUGUCUCUGAGCUCUCCCUACGUGAGCCACGUCCCAGCCAGGGCCUUCAGGCUGCAGCCCCUGUCCUCCAGGGGGACUCUCACCGUGGAUGGGGAGCUGGUGCCCUACGGACCCCUACAAGCGCAGGUCCAUCCCUCCAUGGCUCGACUCAUCGUCGGGGACUCUGGAGUGAAGAUUACCAAAUUCUGAGCUACCAUUGGUCGUGCUGAUCAGCCGAUACGGCGCUCUCUCUCCAGAAUGACGUCAUCUCUAAAUCCAUCUACGUUCAGACGGAAAGAGUGAAAAAAAUCGGAGACUCGUAGCUGGAAUUGCAGAAGCUGUUUUUCCUGGGCUUUAGUGAAAGGGAUCACCUGUCAAGCUGCUUGUCGCGCAGGGCGCGCGUUGGACCAAUUAAUGGAGAAUUUAAAAACUGAUGCAAAUCGCACCUCAUUGCACAGCUGUUGGAUUAAACUCAGUUUACCCUGAGAGGCGUGAAAACAGCAACAGAAGUAUAAGUAUAAAAACUAAAACACAGGACCGCGUUGUCUGGGAGUGUGUUUCUGCUGACGGUGUACGAGUGAGAAGUAGAUGUUCUAGUAUGCAGGGACGCCUGACCUUGCCUUAUACAGUGAAGACACAGAGCUAAAAUGUUCUAGAAAACUUUCAGACAGCUACCUUUGUUCAAAUGAGGUAGAAUGCCCUCCCCGCCCCCACCCCUGCCUCCACCUCUGCCCCCACCUCCGCCCCCACCUCCACCUCCUUCAAUGAACAAACCUCCAUCCCUGGAAUGCCUUAUCCAGCAUUGGACUUAAAGUGCAACUGUUAGUGACUUUGCCCUUUCUUACGUAAAAACCUGAAUCUCUUAGUCAGCAUAUCUCCGUCCACGGAUUAUAAUAGGGACAAUCAAGGUUCACACACCUAGGGGGGAAAUAGGGACAGUCUGCUGUAGGAAACACCAAGGUUCACACACCUAGGGGGGCAAUAGGGACAGUCUGCUGUAGGAAACACCAAGGUUCACACACCUAGGGGGGCAAUAGGGACAGUCUGCUGUAGGAAACACCAAGGUUCACACACCUAGGGGCAAGUCUAUGAUGUUAGUCAGUACUUGUGUGUGUGUGUAUAUAUUAAGUUCAAGCUGGCAGAGGAUGUUAAUCUAUAGCAAACGUCACAGACUACUACAUAUAGACAUGCCAGUUAUGUUCAAAACUACGAAAAACACGGGUAUACCAGUGAUUGGAACAAUGGGACUGUUGAACAGUGACCAUCGUGGCAUAAAUAGCAUUUGCCUGUAUUUUUAUUUUCUUUGUGAAAGGAUGCAUGAGGACAAUGAUGCUCGCAAAAAGUGAUGUUGUAACACAGUGAACACAAGAUCGCCUGAGCAAAGCAAGUUUUGCAGUCAGUGGAUAUGAUGUUUGAACAUUUCUACGUCUUCUGACUUCACAUACGUACUACUUUAUGCUGGUUUCUUCUUUUCUAAAAGGUCACUUCCACACAAGUAAACUGCCUUGAAAAUAUAAUCAAUACUUUUUACCUUACCUUGAUUGUAACAAAUUCGGAAAACAUGUUUUAAUGGGUAUAUUUGUGGAUCAAAUGGGUAAUGUUCUGUUGCAGAGCAAAAUAUCAGAACAAGCUGUGUUUGGGAUUGGGUUUUAUCUUACAAGUCUGAACGUAAACACUAAAAAGAAACAGAUUAGGUAAUUUUACAAGCAAACAGGAACUUUCCACAUGCUUUAGAUAUAAUCAUAAAUGGACCACUUUAACAUGGAUCGUUGAUAACCUUUAAGUUGUGUGCAAUGUUGUGCCUCCUGUGACACAAAUGAAUUGGCUGUCCAAAUUGGAAUUGUGCUAAAUUGUGUUCCUACCUACCUAUAUAUUUACGGUCCAAAGAUUUUAAAUUGUAGUCAGAAAUUAAAUCAUAAUUAGCAUGUAUCAAUCAGUUCUUGUUCUUCCCUGUAGUCCUUUCAGUACCUGUGACACAGUGGUAUGGAUUUGCCAUAUCUUAUAAAGGCGAGAUCUUCAACCUGCUGAUUUUAGCUUAGUAACACCCAAGUUACACUAUCCAUUGUGGGCCAUAGAUGGUAGAAUUUACAAGCAGCCUUUAACAUAGCAGGCUAACAGAUUUAGGAAUAUACUGCAGAAUAUGUCAUGCAUCUUUCAACGUCCUAUGGGAAAAAGAAUGAAGAGCGAUGGUUAAACUAGGUAAUUAUGAUUCUGGACUGGCAUCAAUUAAAUACUAAAUGUUACAAAAAAUUAUUUUAUUAAAUGACUCUAUUUUAAGAGUAUGUAUGACAAUUGAAACCUGGUGGGCUGCUUGUUGUCUAUGGCCAGAGUUUGGACCACAAUGUUUUUGAGAAAUUUGAAAUGACAAUGUUGCGGUUUGACCCCUUAAUUGAUCAUGCCAGUUGGAAGCUUUGUCUAGUUUAUUCUGCCUGGAAUAUAAAUUGUAUUACUAAAAUUGACAUAUAUAAUAUACAUAUAAAUAUAUAUAAUAUACAUAUAAAUAUAUAUAAUGUACAGUUCAUAGUUAUAUUUGUUUUCCAAUGUUUUGUUUCCUUAAAAUAAUAAAUUUAACUUGGAAGGUU
This is a messenger RNA of Osmerus eperlanus (European smelt), 6215 nucleotides long. RefSeq names its product sphingosine kinase 2 (gene sphk2). The record is from RefSeq and is a predicted model, not a curated record. Bases 1156 to 3843 code for a protein of 895 amino acids. Gene Ontology annotation, biological process: positive regulation of apoptotic process; sphinganine-1-phosphate biosynthetic process; sphingosine biosynthetic process. Gene Ontology annotation, cellular component: cytoplasm; intracellular membrane-bounded organelle; membrane. The transcript has 8 exons. NCBI's taxonomy places the organism in Eukaryota, Metazoa, Chordata, Actinopteri, Osmeriformes, Osmeridae.